AUGGGAAAUUAUUUAGAAAAACCUAGAGACUGUUUUGAUUAUAUCGAAACAUUACAAACCAAAUGUAUUAUAAAAAAACUUAGAAGACAAAUUUUUAAUAACAAGUAUGAAGUACUUAAAGAUAAUCAAAUGAAUGGUAUUGGGGAUUUGUUGCAUUCUUUCCAACGAACUAUUUGGAAGGGCAAUUUUUCCUCACCAGUAGAAAAGAAUUUACAUAAUGGUGCAAAAGUGCUUGGCCUUGGAUAUGGCACCAAAUCUUUGCUCAAGGAACUUAGCAAUGAAUAUCCAAGAAGCUCUUUUGUGGGGAUAGGUCAAAAGGAAACUUUUAUUUCAAAUGAAAAUAAAAAUUUAAAAUUUAUUACGCAUAAUUUUCUUAAUAAUGGUAUCCCUUAUGAGGAUAAUACAUUUGAUUUCAUUUAUAUGAAUAUUAUGACGAAAUACUUUACGUUUGUCGAAUGGAAGAACCUUAUUGCGCCAGAAAUUUUUCGAGUUUGCAAACCUGGUGGUUGGAUUGAAAUUGUCGAUUCAGAUUUUAGGAUAUAUAAUGCUGGACCCAAAACAGAGCUUUGCAGUAAAAAAUGGUUAAGCGCAAUCGGAAUCAAUUCCAAUAAAAUACCUAAUUUGAAAAAAUUACAAAAUAUAGUGAAUUCAUAUCAAGAACUUAAUUUUACGAUUAUUAAAGAAAAAAUUUGCCCUUGGUAUCCAAUUCAAACUAAAUGUUCCGAUAAGCCUUACGAAAUCGUAAGCGAAUUUCUAGAUUUAGUUUAUCCAUGCAUAGCAAAACGUCUAGAAUUAAAUCGUGAAGAUUAUACCCAAUUAUCAGCGCAAACGAUUGUUGAAAUUGCUGAAAAUAAAACAUAUAUUUCACCAGUAGUAAAUCUUGACCAUUUUUCAAAAAAAGAAAAAAAUCAAUGUGCUCCCGGCGAGGAUCGAACUCGCGACCUUCGCGUUGCUCAACUCUCACUUCUUUUCACAAUGUCGUUUCGUUUAAAUUUUGCGCAACCAAUUUUGACAUUAAUCUAUAAUCCAAUAUGUAGUAAAUCUAACAAGGUCUUAUCAAUUCUUCAUGAAGCGUUAGAAAAACAACCAGGUGUCUUUAUAUUGGAUUUAUUGGACUACCAAAAACAACCUCCUACUAAAGAUCAAUUGACAAAUAUUAUUCAUUAUCUUAAUCUUGAAAAUGAUUUAAAUCAAAUCUUACGCAACGAAAAUGAAAAUGUUGCUGCCGAAGGAGCAACCAAGGGAAAAGGACCAAGUUCAAUUCAAGAGUUAGCUAAUCUCGUUAAAGAACAACCUAUUAGGUUGCAAAGACCUAUUCUGGUUGAUUGGAAUAAAGGUAGAGCCAUUAUCGCUCGUCCUCCCGAAAAAGCUGGCGGAUUUUUAAAAGAUUUGGGUUACGUGAAAUAA
Molecule: messenger RNA, 1407 nt
Organism: Funneliformis geosporum
Lineage: Eukaryota; Fungi; Glomeromycota; Glomeromycetes; Glomerales; Glomeraceae
Source: the annotation of a GenBank genome assembly